Molecule: messenger RNA, 264 nt
Organism: Protopolystoma xenopodis
Lineage: Eukaryota; Metazoa; Platyhelminthes; Monogenea; Polystomatidea; Polystomatidae
Source: the annotation of a GenBank genome assembly
AUGCCUGGCCAUUCUUCAGGUUCAUGUGUAUCCUGUGACUCAUGGAAACUCGUAGCAAUGCAUGGCGUGCUGCACUGCCAUGUUUCUAGUCACGUUGAAGGUGAGGAUGAGAUCAGUUCAGGCAAGGUCGAAAAUGCAGCCCACUCCAACCUGGAUGAGAGUAACUCAUGUGAAAACAAGGCUACGUCAAAAGUAAGAUCUAUUCAUAUGAUUGUGGGAAAAUUAAACCACCAGUCCUUAAUCACAUUAGAAGAAACUGUAUGA